UCUGAACCCAGAUGAGAGUGGUGGACAGCUGGCCUGAGGGUAAAAGGUUACCAUGGACACUCUCACCCCUGCAAACAAGUUGAAGGACUCACAGAAAACCUCAGUACCCAGUCAUGGGCCAAAGACAUCAUCAGGCAAAAAGGUGAAGACCCCACGCCCACUGCUGUCCCGGACGUGGAAGCAGGACCGAGAACAGUCUCUGGCAGCAGCGUAUGUGCCGGUGGUAGUGGACCCCAGGGGCCAGAACCCAGACAGGCUUAGGUUCAAUUUCUACACCUCCCAGUACUCCAACUCUCUGAACCCUUUCUACACCGUGCAGAAGCCUACCUGUGGCUACCUGUACCGCCGGGACACUGACCACACACGCAAGCACUUUGAUGUGCCUUCCGCCAAUGUGGUCUUGUGGCGCAGCUGAGAAUGUGCCAGUCAGAAGCCCUCGGCUCCGUACCCUGACCCCCAUGACUCCAGGCCCCAGCGGAGAAGGGUUGCUCACUUCAGGAGGACCAGCCCAUGCCUGGACUAGGACAGCUGUGCCAUGCCCACCUGUCAGCAGCAGUGGAGGGAGGUAUCUCUUUUCAGCAACAAUUAAAGUUUGUCCUUCCUCUCCCUGGCAUCUGAAUGGGUGGCUGUGGGUGGAUAAACUGAGACCACAGGGGCGUUGUACAGAAAGGUUAUGUCCAGAGGUGCCUGAAGACUUAGAAGGACUUGGGUCUCAGUCCCAUCACCCCAAGAGUAUCCUCAAUCCCCCUUCAGAGCCUGAAUCCUGAGCAAAGCCCAUGCUGGCCACAAAAUCUCAGGGUCCAGGUUUGGCGACUCCUCCAAAGAUAAGAAAGAGAGAUGCAUCAACUGCCCUCUUAUGGACUCCUCCUCUCCUGGGCUGGAGAAUAGGGAAGUAAUACAGGGCGUGAACACAGUCCCUAGGGAGCCCCCUCCCCAGCCCCAGUUUUACUUAAAACUGCCUCUUCUGACUUGUGGUUUAGUUGGUUGGGAGUGGGCUUCCCAGUCUCAGUCUCUUCUCCUGUGGUCCAGAGGAGGCAACUUGGGGCUGGUUAGGCUGGUGGGUCAUGGCUCAUGGAGCAGAAGGAUGGAGGCAGAGGGCACUUGACCCACAGCAGUGGCCCGAGUACUGCGUCACUGGUCACUGCCACCCGGGGUGAAUCCAAUGAGUGGUAUGCUGGAACAGCUCACACCGGCCUGUGAGACAACUAUGUGCACCUCUUUGUCUUCCCUGCUCCACAUUCAGCGACUUCAUGUUGGCAGCUCAAAAUUGGCCAUAGUGAGAGUAUUUGCAUUGCAAAAAUCAGCAAAUGCCUGCAAAUAGGGGCUUCUUUUUUCCAGAGAAGGACCCUUGGUUGCGCAGUGGUUAAGUGCUUGGCUGCUAACCGAAAGGUCAGCAGUUUGAACCUAGCGGCCACUCCACGGGAAAAAGAUGUAGCAGCCUUCUUCUGUAAAAAAAAAAAAAGACAUACAGCUUUGGAAAUCCUAUGGGGCAGUUCCACUCUGCUCACAGGGUCGUUAUAUGUCGGCAUUGACCCUACAGCAAUGGGUUUGGUUUUUUGGUUUGAUUUUUCCAGUGAACACCUGUUAAAGAUUCACCAAUACAUCACUGGGUGAAUCCUGCUGGUUUCAUUUCUAGCAGUGAAAUGAAUUUCACUCUAGGUAUCCAGGAGAGCGUAUUUCUAGAGCACAAGAGGUUGGGGCCAGUGUGGCAAGUAGGACCAGGAUACCUGGGAACUCCCAGAAAAGCAGCCAGUGACAUUGACCAGUCUCUACAGCUUUCCUGGAUACCUUUCUCGGAAAAGAAGGUGAUAAGGGGAGAGGAUCUCCUAGGGGUUACCCGAAUAGCGUAAUCCAACUUCUAGUAUUCAGUUAUUACCGAAUUAUUCAGCAAAUGUUUAUUUGCAUCUACUAUGUUCCAGGAGCCCUGGUGGCACAAUGGUUAAGAGCUCAGACCGCUAACCAAAAGGCUGGACAUUCAAAUCCACCAGCCGCUCCUUAGAAACCCUAUGAGGCAGUUCUACUCUGCCCUAUAGGAUCGCUAUGAGUUGGAAUCGACUCGACAGCAAUGGGUUUUAUGUUCCAGGCAAAGGAGGCUUGGUGGUACAGUUGUUAAGCGCUUGGCUGCUAACUUUAAGUCAGCAGUUUGAAUCCACCAGCUGGUCCAAGGGAGAAAGAUGUAUGUCAUGGAUUGAAUUAUGUCCCCCCCAAAAAUGUGUGUAUCAAUUUGACUGGGCUGCGAUUCCCAGUACUGUGUGGUUGUCUUCCAUUUUGUGAUCGUAAUUUUAUGUUAAAGAGGAUUAAAGUGGAAUUGUAACACCCUUACUAAAGUCACAUCCCUGAUCCAAUGUAAAGGGAGUUUCCCUGGGGUAUGUCCCGCACCACCUUUUCUUUCAAGAGAUAAAAGGAAAGGGAAGCAAGCAGAGAGUUGGGGACCUCAUACCACCAUGAAAGCAGCACCAGGAGCAGAGUGUAUCCUUUGGACCUGGGGUCCCUGCACCAGAGAAGCUCCUCGAGCAGGGAAAAAUUGAGGACAAGGACCUUCCUCCAGAGCCAACAGAGACAGAAAGCCUUCCCCUGGAGCCGAUGCCCUGAAUUUGGACUUUUAUCCUACUUUAUUGUAAGGAAAUAAACUUCUCUUUG
Molecule: messenger RNA, 2640 nt
Organism: Loxodonta africana (African savanna elephant)
Lineage: Eukaryota; Metazoa; Chordata; Mammalia; Proboscidea; Elephantidae
Gene: CIMIP3
Product: ciliary microtubule inner protein 3
Exons: 2
Coding region: 53-415 (120 amino acids)
Source: RefSeq, a predicted model, not a curated record